Molecule: messenger RNA, 426 nt
Organism: Aspergillus candidus
Lineage: Eukaryota; Fungi; Ascomycota; Eurotiomycetes; Eurotiales; Aspergillaceae
Exons: 2
Coding region: 1-426 (141 amino acids)
Source: RefSeq, a predicted model, not a curated record
AUGCCACGUCAACCGGGGUUCGAAAGGCACGGAACCUUCGUCCAGGAGCAAACGAGAAGAUCAAACGAGCGGGCCAUUAACUUCAUUUGGAGACUCGACAUCAUCAACAGGUGCAUCAACACGCUGCUCCAGGCGCCGCACUGUUCCUGGAUCUUGCAGAACAAUAACGGCAGCACUUUGGCCACCAACAAGACCCCGGCACUAGAACGAGCACUGGGUGCAGAGGCACUUGGCGUGUCGAUCAACUACACCGAGAGCGUCUCGAGAGUCUCGAACUGGUUCCUCGCGAGGGACAACGACGUGUGGGCUAACCUGGGAACCCGCCUCGGUGGCCUCGCCGCUGUGCUGGAUUUCAAGACCGGGACUACAUGUGUCCUUGGACCGGAAACGACGUGGUCAGCCGGCAGGUGGCACACCGCGAACUAG